Molecule: messenger RNA, 1209 nt
Organism: Blepharisma stoltei
Lineage: Eukaryota; Ciliophora; Heterotrichea; Heterotrichida; Blepharismidae
Source: the annotation of a GenBank genome assembly
AUGACAGCUCUACAAGUUCAAAGCUGGAGAUCAUCAAUGCAGCCUACAGACCGAGCACGAUCCCUUCCAUUAAAAUCCCGCAGCUAUAAUCCUAAAUUUCCUUCACGAACUCUAGCUGAAGAUAACAUGGAAGGCCAUUUUUCAUCACGAAACAAAGCAGAGUUAUUUCCUCAUGAAAUAACAAAACCUCAAAGAAUUGAACUUCCUGUUUAUUUUAACACCCCACGACGAUUUUCUUUUUCAAGACCAAAAUCUCCUCCUAAGCCUGCUAAUGUGAAUAAUUCGUUUAAAAAUCCGAACCAAAGUUUUCAAAAUAACCUUGAUUUAGAAAAGAAAACGACAGUUAUGAAAAGACUGAAAGAUUAUAAUAUGCUAGCUUUUGCAUGUAAAAGGGCUGGGAAAACGAGAGAUGAAGGAAGGGCGUAUUAUAGUAUUGGAGUUUUAUAUGAUAAUUUAGGACAAUUGAAAAAAGCUAUAUCUGCAUAUACACAAUUUUUAAAUGUGUGUCAGUCAAUUGGAGAUGUACAUGGAGAAGCAUUAGCCAAUAACUGUAUAGGAGUAGACUACACAAAAAUGGCUGAAGCUGAACCUAACAAUAAUGAGCUCUGGCAAGAAGCAAUUAAUUACCAUAUGAAACACAAAGAAAUUGCUGAUGUCCCUGGCAAGUUUUUAGCACAUAUAAAUCUUGGGUUAAUUUAUAACAAGCUAGGAGAUAAUGAAAGAGCAGCAAUAAACCAUCAAUUUGCCCUGAGAUAUGCUAUCCAGAUGUCCAGUGUAGCUGGACAAAGUGUAGCAAUUGGAAAUCUAGGACAAAUUGGGAAUAAUAAAAUUGUUGGGGAUAAUGAAAAACUUAAAAUGUUUGCAGAACGAUAUUUAGCCUUAAGCCAUGAGCUUAAAAAUAGGAAAGGGGAAAGUGGGGCUUAUCAACAGCUUGGAAAUAUCAGUUUCAGUAUUGGAGAUUAUGAUUCCAGCACAAAGAACUAUUAUCGAGCAAUGAAGAUUGCUGAAGAAAUUGGAGAUAAAGAGCUUAUAGAUGUCGCAAAAUGCAAUUUUGGAGCUGCUAAUGGCAAUCUGAAGAUGGAGGAACAUAUGAAAAACAUCCUCCAAAAAGUGAGUCAAGCUAAAGCUAAAAUCUAUAAUAAUUAAAAAUGAAAUAGGAUUUAUUUUUAUUAAUAAAUAAUAGGAUUAAAAUGGUAAUAAAUGGCAUAA